AUGGUGGUGCGCUGUCCAGCAUUUCAGCAAUCGGCGGCGGCGCCCGCGGGGAGACGGAGGGCGCGGGGCCGCGGGGGCCGUGGAGCUACCCUGCCGAGCCUAGCCGAGCCGAGGAGGCGGCCCGGAGGCCACCCAGACAAGCGGGACCAGAGGGCCUGGUUCCAGCACCCGGCGGAGAGCAGCAGUCAGCAGGGAGCGUCUUCUCGAGGGUUGGGUAACAAACAGCAGUGCCAGCGCCUCCCGAGAGACUCCAAGGAGGCUGGGAGGAAGCUCGCUCGGCUAACCCUCUCGCUGCCAGCCUACCGAGCGCCUUCCUCCCCGGCCUGGCCCCGCAGCGUCUUUUUCCCUGUGAAGGCUGGUCCCUACUGGCCCGUGUGGGUGGCAAUCCACUAG
Messenger RNA from Rangifer tarandus platyrhynchus (Svalbard reindeer), 393 nucleotides. NCBI's taxonomy places the organism in Eukaryota, Metazoa, Chordata, Mammalia, Artiodactyla, Cervidae. The record is from the annotation of a GenBank genome assembly.